Molecule: messenger RNA, 2341 nt
Organism: Salvia hispanica
Lineage: Eukaryota; Viridiplantae; Streptophyta; Magnoliopsida; Lamiales; Lamiaceae
Product: nucleolar GTP-binding protein 1-like
Molecular function (GO): GTP binding
Source: RefSeq, a predicted model, not a curated record
AGCCCAUUAGGUUGCUGCCUCACCUUAACUUACUCUCUUCUUCUUGCCGCCAUUGUUGCUGAGGCCGCCACACCAUCUCCAAACACCGAUAAAGAGUAAGCCAUGGUUCAGUACAAUUUCAAGAAGAUUACUGUUGUCCCCACGGGGAAGGAGUUCAUCGAUAUUAUUCUUUCUCGUACACAACGCCGAACCCCAACCCAAGUGCACAAGGGAUAUGCCAUUUCGCGUCUUCGGCAGUUUUAUAUGCGCAAGGUGAAGUUCACCCAGCAGAAUUUUCACGAAAAGCUGUCAACAAUUAUCGAUGAUUUCCCCCGGCUGAAUGACAUCCACCCUUUCUAUGGUGAUUUGCUGCAUGUUCUUUAUAACAAAGACCAUUACAAGCUUGCUCUGGGCCAAAUUAAUACUGCAAGGAACCUGAUUGGAAAGAUUGCCAAGGACUAUGUCAGGCUAUUGAAGUAUGGGGAUUCUCUCUAUCGCUGUAAGUCUCUGAAGGUUGCUGCCCUUGGGCGUAUGUGUACUGUUAUCAAAAGGGUUACCCCUAGUUUAGCUUAUCUCGAGCAGAUAAGACAGCACAUGGCUAGGUUGCCUUCUAUUGAUCCGAAUACUAGAACUGUGCUGAUCUGUGGGUACCCCAAUGUUGGAAAGAGUUCAUUCAUGAACAAGAUCACGAGAGCCGAAGUUGAUGUACAACCAUAUGCUUUCACCACAAAGUCAUUGUUUGUUGGUCAUACAGACUACAAAUAUCUGAGGUAUCAAGUGAUUGACACUCCUGGGAUUUUGGAUCGUCCGUUUGAAGAUCGGAAUAUCAUUGAGAUGUGCAGCAUUACAGCUCUUGCACAUCUUAGAGCAGCUGUGCUGUUUUUCCUUGAUAUCUCUGGUUCUUGUGGAUAUAGCAUUGCUCAGCAGGCUGCUCUUUUCGAUAGCAUCAAGUCUUUGUUCAUGAACAAACCCCUGAUUAUCGUCUGCAACAAGACUGACUUGCAGGCAUUGGAAGGGCUUUCUGAGGAUGAUAUGAAACUGGUCAUGGAGAUGAAGUCGGAAGCUAUGAAAACUCUAGUAGGCCAAGGGGGUGAGGCAACUGAUGGCAGUAAUGUACUCUUGACUAUGAGUACUUUGACUGAGGAAGGAGUAAUAGCUGUAAAGAAUGCUGCUUGCGAGAGGCUAUUGGAUCAACGGGUGGAACAGAAAAUGAAGUCCAAAAAGCUGAAUGACUGUCUGAACCGAUUCCAUGUUGCCAUGCCUAAGCCGCGUGAUCAGAAGGAAAGGCCUGCUUGUAUUCCCCAGGCUGUUUUGGAAGCCAAAGCUAAGCAAGCUGAGGUUGAUGCUGAGAAGGAGGAGAGGAAGCUGGAGAGAGAUCUUGAAAAUGAGAAUGGAGGUGCUGGUGUGUACUCUGCUAGCUUGAAAAAGCGCUAUAUUCUUGCGCAUGAUGAAUGGAAAGAGGACAUCAUCCCAGAGAUUCUUGAUGGGCACAAUGUGGCGGACUUCCUCGACCCGGAUAUAUUAAUGAGACUUGAGGAGUUGGAGCGAGAAGAAGGUGUCCUCCAAGGACUGGAGGAAGAUGAUGAUUUUGAGAUGGACGGGGCUGAGCUGACCCCUGAAGAACAGGCUGCACUUACAGAGAUCAGGAAGAAGAAGAGUUUACUUAUCCAACAGCAUAGAAUUAAAAAGAGUACUGCCGAGAGCCGACCAACUGUUCCCAGAAAAUUCGAUAAAGAUAAAAAGUUCACAUCUGAAAGAAUGGGGAGACAGCUAUCUUCCCUUGGACUUGAUCCAUCGAUGGCUAUUGACCGAGCUCGCAGCAAAUCUAGGGGCCGCAAGAGGGAGAGGUCCACUGAUGGAGUAGAGUCUAUGGAUGUUGAUGGUGAUAAACAAAACAAGAAAAUGCGGUUGAAGUCAAGAUCUAUGUCUAGGUCAAGGUCUAUGUCCAGACCACCGGGUGAAGUUGUACCAGGGGAGGGCUUUAAAGAUUCUGCUCAGAAAAAGAAGGCUAUUAAGAUUGCUAAAAGUUCAAGCAAAAACAGGAACAAGGAGGCUCGUAGAGGAGAAGCAGACAGAGUCAUACCAACUCUCAAACCUAAACAUUUGUUUUCCGGCAAAAGAUCAACUGGCAAAACAGACAGACGCUAGUAAAAUCAAGAUCAUCUUUGCUGCUGUAUGGUGCUGCUGUGGGACUCAAGUUGUGGUGGCUAGUGUUUCAGUCUAGAUGUUUGUUUUGGUUUAACCCCAUAUGUUGGAACAUGUUUUAUUUUACUCAAUUUUGGCCCGAAGUGUUUUAUUGUUCAUGGAUGCAUUUUGAUAACUCUUGUUAUAGUAAAAGCAUAUGAAUUUUGUUUGUUUGUUA